Molecule: messenger RNA, 807 nt
Organism: Rubroshorea leprosula
Lineage: Eukaryota; Viridiplantae; Streptophyta; Magnoliopsida; Malvales; Dipterocarpaceae
Source: the annotation of a GenBank genome assembly
ACAAAGUGGCAGUAAGUAAAGAGGCUUUGAUUAAAGAUAUGGGUGAAUGGAGGGAUGGAGAAUGGAGUUGGAACUGGGGUUGGCGUAGGGAGCUGAUGGGAAGAGAGCUUUCUUUAUUGCAAGAUCUUGAGAAGCUGUUGAAAGAAUGCAAACUGAUGAAAGGAAAGCAAGACUUCUGGAGUUGGAAGCAUGAUUCGAAAGGAAACUACUCAACAAAAUCUGCCUACUCCCUUUUAAAUAACAGCAUUAAGGAGCCAGGAUCAAUUCAAUUCAACAAGAUUUGGAAUUCUAAGGUGCCACUUAAAGUUUCAGCUUUUGUGUGGAAACUCUUACAAGAUAGAAUUCCUACAGGUGAAAAUUUGCUAAAAAGAGGUAUGGCUGGAGGUGAACUGGAUUUUGCAUGCAUUUUCUGUGGAAAAUAUAUUGAAUCAACAAGUCACUUAUUCUUCACCUGUGAGGUCACUUGGGCGGUCUGGCAAGUAUUCUAUGCAUGGUGGGGACAACAAGGUGUUCUUACAUGUGAAGCUUGGAAGCAUCUGCAGCAACAUACAGGCAUGAUACAGAAUGGAAAAUUAAAAGAAGCUUGGUACGCUCUCUACACUGGAUCAAGGCCAAGUCUAAUUCUGAAUUGGCUAAAGAACAAUGGUGGAAGAAUCCUAAGGAUGCGUUAAUAUGUUUAUAGGUUUAGCAGGUGAUUAAGUAAUGGGAUUGUUUUGAUUUUGUAAUUCGUGAUAUAUGCAGGAUGAUGUAAAGGGUUGGAGUACCCCUUGUACUCUAUUUAUAAUUUAACAAAUUUUCAUUUUGCCG